UGUAAGUUCACUAAGUGACCGGAAGCUGCAUUGAUAACUGCGGAUGUGGAUGUAAACCUUAAAUUUGCCGGGAAACUUUGCAGUGUUUCAGUUCAGCCUGCUGUCCCAUAAGCAGCCUAGAAUCAGAGCCGGCUGACUGAGCAAGGGCCGAGGAAACUGAUGAGGACUUGCGAAUGGAAAUGGAUGAUAAUGGCCUACAGACCUCUCGCUGUGAUACAAGAUGGUCACAGCAACUGUCAGGCCUUCCUCACAAGCUCCUGCAGCGCCUCAUGCCUUUCCAAAGGGAGGGGGUGGAGUUCGCUCUAUCCAGGAAUGGACGAUGUAUGAUCGCUGAUGAGAUGGGUCUUGGGAAGACGGUGCAGGCCAUCGCGGUGGCGUGCGCCUUCAGGCGGGAGUGGCCCCUCCUGGUGGUGGUGCCCUCGUCCCUGAAGUACCCCUGGAUCGAGGAGCUGGAGAGGUGGAUCCCCGAGCUGCAGCCUGGAGACAUCAACCUGGUGGAGAACAAGAGCCACACCAUGAGAAUCAGCAGCAGCAAGGUGACGGUGCUUGGUUACGGCCUCCUCACCACCGACGCUCGCCCCCUGGUUGAGGCUCUGACCAGGCAGCGCUUCGCCGUGGUCGUGGUGGACGAGUCGCACUACCUCAAAUCCAGGAAUGCGGCGCGGUCUAAGAUUCUGGUGCCGCUCAUUCAGAGCUCCAAGCGGGCCAUCCUGCUCACCGGUACCCCGGCUCUGGGUCGGCCUGAAGAGCUCUUCAUGCAGAUUGAUGCUCUCUACCCCAAGAGGCUGGGAACCUGGACGGACUACGCCAAGAAAUACUGCAACGCCCAUUACAGGUACUUUGGGUCUCGCAGGCAGUGGGACUGUCGCGGGGCGUCCAACCUGGACGAGCUGCACCAGCAGCUGAGCCAGAUCAUGAUCCGCCGUCUCAAAGCGGAAGUGCUCACUCAGCUGCCUCCCAAAAUCCGCCAGCGCAUCCCCUUCGACCUGCCGAAAGAGGCCGCCAAGGAGGCCUCGGCCAGCUUCGCCGAGUGGGAGAGGCUGAUGAAGGGACUGGGGUCGGGGGGCGCCGCCACUGCCCUAGACAACCCCUUCGGUCAGGUCAUGAGCCUGGUCACACAGAUGUACAAGCAAACAGCUAUUGCCAAGGCGGGAGCUGUGAAGGACUACAUUAAGAUGAUGCUUGAGGCAGAGCAGCUGAAGUUCCUGGUGUUCGCCCACCACCUCACCAUGCUGCAGGCCUGCACCGAGGCCGCCAUCGAGGCCAAGGCUGCUUAUAUCCGUAUCGACGGCAGCGUCCCGUCCUCAGAGCGAAUCCAGCUGGUCCACAAGUUCCAGGGUGACCCGGAGACACGGGUGGCCAUCCUCAGCAUCCAGGCAGCCGGUCAGGGUUUGACCUUCACCGCAGCCAGCCACGUGGUGUUUGCCGAGCUCUACUGGAACCCCGGCCAGAUGAAGCAGGCUGAAGAUCGAGCCCACCGCAUCGGGCAGACGUCCUCGGUCAACGUGCACUACCUCAUCGCCAAGGGCACCUUUGACACCGUCAUGUGGUCCAUGCUCAACAGGAAGGAAACGGUGACCGGCAGCACCCUGAAUGGCAGGAAGGGAUACCUGAAGGCCGACGAGGGCGACAAGGACAAGUGGGACUUCCUCAACUUUGCCGACGCGUGGACGCCGAGUUCAAUGGUGCUGCCGCUGAAUGGGGAAACAGGAAACGCCAAAGAUGACGUGUUCUUCACUCAUUUUGAGAAAGAUAAGCAGCACGACAUCCGCUCCUUCUUCUCCCCGAGCAGCGGCAAGAAGAGGAAGAGAACAGGAGAUGAGGAAACAUCUCCGUCCAUCUCCUCGGAGGCUGGCGGUGGAGCUGAAAACCCCUCCGACCCGACACCCGACCAGGACUUCUCCCCCCAGCUGAAGAGGAUCCUUCGCUGCGAUGGGAAGCGGAGGUCGACGGCCGGCAGCCCCGGCGCCGUGGUCUCCAUCAUGGCCCCGCGGAGGCUGACGGAGCCCGUUCCUCCCGCUAAGAAGUGGAGCUGCGGGGCCUGCACCUACUCCAACAGCAGCCUGUUGCCGUACUGCGAGAUGUGCGAGUUCCCGCGCUCUUCUUCUGGCGUCCAGUCAGAGCCACCCAGGCCUCAGCAGCCGGAGCGGGACCAGACGAGCGUCGUCGUCCUCUCCGGCUCCGACAGAGAGCCAGAGCUCAGCCGGGGGAGCGACCGGAGUCCAAAAUCACGCAAAGACAAACAGAGCGAGGAGGAGGAGGAGGAGGAGGAGGAGGAGGAGGAUGAGCCCCGGAAAGACAAACAGAAACUAGAGGAGGAGGACAAGCGGCAGCUCAAAGACCGGAGAGCCGCUGAUGCUAAUGACGAUGAUGAGGCCAAUGAUGGAGAUGACGCCAGCGCCGCCCAUCCCGUCUACCCGGGCCUGCAGUUCUGCGCCAGCCAGUACACAGACCGAAUAUAUCUUUACUCCAAGGACGGGACUCCGUUGAACUUGAGCUUCGUCCCUCUGGACAUCAAACUAACCAACUGGGACGACCUGCCCGAGGCCUUCAGCCGGCGCCGGGAAAAUCGAAUGCAGGUGCUGAGGUUCGUUCAGGAGUGGAGCAGCCUGGCAGCCAUGAAGCAGAAACUGCUCCGUCGCAGCGACCUCCUCUUCCACAGCCCCACUUUGGGCCUGCAGCAGCUGGCCGCCGCCCAGCGCCCUCACUCCAGCACAAACAGGUACCUGAGUAAAGACGAGGUGGCCCAGGCCUCCCUGAGCAAGGCCCAGCAGGAGGGAGGCAGCGUCCGACUGAUCACCAAGGAGAACUUCUUCACAAAGAGGAGGUCUGCCACUCUGCUAACUCCACCGGCUUCAGAGAGCCCGGGCACUGAGUCCUGUAAGACUGCGGAGGAGAUGCCGUCAUCAGAGUCCGGCUACCUGCAGGCAGUGGACAGUGAGGGUGUCCCUCUCUGUCUGUCCUGCCAGAAGGCCUGCUCUACCACCGGUGGGGCCUGGGACACUCGCUUCUGCAGCCACAGGUGCCAGGAGGAGUUCCAGUUGCGCUCCAGCCAGACGUACAUGCGCUCGCGGGUGCUGGAGACGGAGCAGGGCGUCUGUCAGCAAUGCGGCCUCAACGCCCACGACCUGUUCCUGAAGGUCCGCGACGCCCCACCCCCGCAGCGCAAGGACAUGCUGGAGAACACUUGGCUCGCGCAGCUGUCACUCAAACAGCUGAAUGAGAUGAUCCGCGCUCCGGUCGAAGGGGAUUUCUGGCAGGUGGACCACAUCCGGCCCGUCUACAGCGGAGGAGGACAGUGCUCUCUGGACAACCUGCAGACGCUCUGCACCGUGUGCCACAAAGCCAGGACGGCGCAGCAAGCCAAAGAGCGGAGCCGGAUGAGGAAGAGCGCCGCGGCCUCCAAGGUUGCGUCAGACAUCAGCGCGUUCUUCGUGAGGAAAUGAAGGUUUAGUAAAGCAAAGGUGAAGAGGUGUGAGAAUCACAUUGUUGAAUCCUUGAAGUGUUAGAUAGUGUUCGCUCUGACACAUCAAGAUAAAAGGUUUCCUUUGAACUCCUUCUUUUCUUCCACCUCACUUUUCCGAUGAUAUCAGCGGCGUUCCUGUUGGACUCUGUGGAGAUCUACCUAAAAAACAGCGCCGACUGCAUCGUAUGCUAAUUCAGCCGACUCCCCCCUCGUCCCCGAACCGUCACAAGCGCGCUAGUUUUGAUUUAUGACGGCCCCCUUUUUCUUGCUCCGGGCUGAAAUGGAGCAGGUUGUUUAGAGAGGAUGCUUCUAUUUUCAGAUUUUUUUUUGCAAACUUGGUGAAAAGAAGCAGGUGAGAGAUGAAUCAGGGGGGCUGCGUGAUUAAAACUUCACGCCACGUGUCCUCAUUGGCGCCCUCAACAAGUGGCGCCUUGUGAAUCUUCCUUUUUUUGGAAGACAGAUGUGAAAUAAAAGCUUAUUUUCAUCUUG
Messenger RNA from Sebastes umbrosus (honeycomb rockfish), 3955 nucleotides. RefSeq names its product zinc finger, RAN-binding domain containing 3 (gene zranb3). Bases 174 to 3446 code for a protein of 1090 amino acids. Gene Ontology annotation, cellular component: nuclear replication fork. Lineage: Eukaryota; Metazoa; Chordata; Actinopteri; Perciformes; Sebastidae. The transcript has 22 exons. Gene Ontology annotation, molecular function: nucleic acid binding; endonuclease activity; ATP binding. Gene Ontology annotation, biological process: replication fork processing; DNA repair. The record is from RefSeq and is a predicted model, not a curated record.